AUGGAGGUUGAAUCACUGGGUGGAAGCAGAUAUUUUCUGACUUUCAUUGAUGAUGCUUCUCGAAAGGUGUGGGUAUAUUUCCUGAAUACGAAGGACCAGGUGUUUGAGUACUUCAAGUCAUUUCACGUCAUGGUGGAACGUAAAACAGGAAAGAAGUUGAAAUGUCUCCGAUCUGAUAAUGGAGGCGAGUAUACUUCCAAGGAGUUCGAUGCAUAUUGCAGGACAUAUGGCAUUCGACAUGAGAA
Molecule: messenger RNA, 245 nt
Organism: Striga hermonthica
Lineage: Eukaryota; Viridiplantae; Streptophyta; Magnoliopsida; Lamiales; Orobanchaceae
Source: the annotation of a GenBank genome assembly